Messenger RNA from Mytilus trossulus (common blue mussel), 1918 nucleotides. RefSeq names its product vesicle-associated membrane protein 7-like. Gene Ontology annotation, biological process: exocytosis; vesicle fusion. The record is from RefSeq and is a predicted model, not a curated record. Gene Ontology annotation, molecular function: SNARE binding; SNAP receptor activity. Gene Ontology annotation, cellular component: membrane; SNARE complex. The transcript has 9 exons. Lineage: Eukaryota; Metazoa; Mollusca; Bivalvia; Mytilida; Mytilidae. Bases 398 to 1060 code for a protein of 220 amino acids.
AAAGAUUUUCAGUCAGAUUUCUGUCAAAAUUUGCCUUCAAACGCACAUAGGGUAACACAAUAUAAUGAAAUUUUAUAGAUAUUGCAAAAAUAUGAUAGUGUUCUUUUUAAGAACUAAAUCUUUGUAAAUGAAUGGAACUGAGAAGGAAUGAGUAAUAAUCACAUGACAUUUUUUUACAGUUCUACAUACAUACAUACAUAGUAUACAAGGGAAGAUGUAUCUAGACUAUUCCUUCAUCUGAAUAGAAGAACAGAAAGACCAUUCUUCCUCUGAAUAGAAGAAGAGGAAGACCAUUCUUUCCUCUGAAUAGAAGAAGAGGAAGACUAUUCCUUCAUCUGUGUAGAAGAACAGAAAGGCUAUCUUUUUUGUAAAGUACUGAAAAAACUGUAGUGACACUAUGCCAAUUUUGUUUUGUGUUGUGUCUAGAGGAACAACUGUUUUAGCCAAGUAUGCCAGUUGUGCUGGAAAUUUUACUGAAGUUACAGAGCAGAUUCUUUCAAAAAUAUCACCUGGCGAUUCUAAACUAACUUACUCUCAUGGAAGUUACUUGUUUCAUUACAUCAAUGAAAACAGAAUAAUCUAUCUAUGUAUAACAGAUGAUGAUUUUGAAAGAUCAAAAGCGUUCCUGUUUUUAAAUGAUGUUAAAAGAAGAUUUCAGACUCAGUAUGGAGUGAGGGCACAGACAGCUUUACCUUAUUCCAUGAAUAGUGAGUUCUCCAGGGUGAUAGCAUCACAAAUGAGAUCACUGACAGAACACAAAGAAAAAGAUAAUAUAGAGAAAGUAGAAGCUCAAGUGGAUGAAUUGAAAGGAAUCAUGGUCAGAAAUAUAGAUCAAAUAGCUGAUAGAGGAGAAAGAUUAGAACUUCUAGUUGAUAAAACAGAAGACCUUCAAGCUAAUUCAAUAACAUUUAAGAAGAGUAGUCGUACCCUAGCUAGGUCUAUGUGGUGGAAGAAUGUCAAGAUCACCAUUAUUGUAAUAGUUGUUGUUAUUGUUAUCUUGUAUUUCAUUAUAUCAGCUGCUUGUGGUGGAUUAGACUGGCAUGGAUGUACCAAGAAAUGAAGCUAAUGAAUAUUCAUAUCACAUGUCUUUCAUCAUUUGUCAGCCAUGAACAAAUAUAUAAUUGUAAAUGGUAAUUGGUGCAUUUUUAAAUAUUCCAAUGAAUAUCAAAUAAAUAUUUGAAGUAACCAUCUAAAACACAACUGUUAGUGAUGUCUGUCAAUAUAGUGUGUAUGAAAGCAGUAUACUGUGUUGAGAAUUUUUUAUUUGCUUAUGAUAUAUAAAUAAAUAUAUGAUGGUCAGUAAAUGUUAUGAAAUUUUUUGGUGAAUUAAUUUGUUUGCAUAUUUUUUAAGUAUUGCUAAAUAGUUUCAAUAUUUAGGCAUAUUCAUGAUUUCAAUGUGGCAGUUAUGAUUCAGUAAAAUACUUUUUUGUUAUUUAUUUAUUUAUAUAUUUCAAUAAACUCUUUAUUUACGACCAAUUAUUAUUGUUUAUUUUUUGGUUCAAUUCAAUCCAUAUCAAUAUAUAUAAUUUGAAUAACACAUUAACAGAAUGUUCAGAGUAUUACAAAUUUAUAUUAGAAUUGUAUGUUUUGUAUAUAUUCAUAUAUGAUCACACUCACAAGAAAACAAAAUUUGUUAGGUUUCAGCAGAAACAAAAUAACACAAGCUGAUAUACCACAUGCCAAAAAAACAUCUUCUGGGCAUUAUGUGAACCAUACUGGCUUUAGUAGAAGGUGUAACAUUAUAUUACUGUACCUAUCUCAACCUAAGACAGUAUGUUAAUAUUAUACUUUUAUUAAAAUCAUUGCUUUUGUAUAUUGUAUUUAGGAUUUUUUUGUGUGUAGUUUAUUCAUAUAAUUUAUGUUUAUGGCAUUUUUUUAGUUCACCUAAUUGUGUGUUUCACCUCUUUGAAUUUGAAAU